AUGUUUCUCCAGUAUUACCUCAACGAACAGGGAGAUUGCGUCUAUACGUUAAAGAAAUUUGACCCGAAGGGACAACAGACUUGCUCUGUCCAUCUUGCUCGCUUUUCCCCUGACGACAAAUACUCAAGACACCGAAUCACCAUCAAGAAACGCUUCAAGGUGCUCAUGACCCAGCAACCGCGUCCUGUUCUCUGA
This is a messenger RNA of Microtus oregoni (creeping vole), 195 nucleotides long. Its product is annotated as H/ACA ribonucleoprotein complex subunit 3-like. Gene Ontology annotation, cellular component: box H/ACA snoRNP complex; box H/ACA telomerase RNP complex. NCBI's taxonomy places the organism in Eukaryota, Metazoa, Chordata, Mammalia, Rodentia, Cricetidae. Bases 1 to 195 code for a protein of 64 amino acids. The transcript has a single exon. Gene Ontology annotation, molecular function: telomerase RNA binding; box H/ACA snoRNA binding. The record is from RefSeq and is a predicted model, not a curated record. Gene Ontology annotation, biological process: snRNA pseudouridine synthesis; rRNA pseudouridine synthesis; positive regulation of telomerase RNA localization to Cajal body.